UUCUCUUACACCAAAUUCCUUUUCCCCGUAGUGGUCAAGGUGCUACACGUAUCCACGUGGGCUGCUCUGUACUUGAGCCCAAGGAUCCUUUGUUGUUGUAUUCUCUUGCAGUAAUAGCAAUGGCAGCUUCUUCUUUCUCUGUCUGCUUUUCUCUUAAACCCACCAAGUUUCUUGAUUUGCAACAGGGCCGUUCCCAUUUCUUUAAUCCCGUUAAACCCGUUACAAAAAGAGGAUUUUCUUCUUUUCCAUUUUUGAAGUCAUAUAGUAUUACUAAUAACAAUUGUGUUUAUAAUGAAGAUCCAAUUUUUAUCGACAGUCGGUGUAGGAAUAGGAGGCGUUCUCUUUUCAUAACUUCAGUGACACCCCAGGAAGAUUCUGAACCCCAACAAACGAACCAUGAAGAUGGUACUGAUUCAAAGGACUACAGCAAAUUGGAAGAUAAAAAUAAUUUAAAGCCUCCGUCCAACAUGUUGACCCUUAUGCAAGUCUAUAGGGAAGCAAUUUUAAAUGGAGAUGGCAAGACUUUAUCUGAUAUCGAAGCUGUAAUAUGCAUGGUAGAAAAAGAGAAAAAUGAGUUGGUCGAGAAAGUUUCAGAUUUGUCUGCAGAGAUUUCUUCUGGGAAGGAAAAAUACAUUCGAUUGCAGGCAGAUUUUGAUAAUCACAGAAAAAGAUCGGAAAAGGAGAGAUUACGGUUAAGGAGUGAUGUCCAGGGAGAAGUGAUUGAAAGCCUGUUGCCUAUGGUUGACAGUUUUGAGAGAGCCAGGCAACAGAUCAAACUAGAAACAGAAAAGGAAAAGAAGAUCGAUACAAGUUACCAGGGUAUAUACAAGCAAUUUGUGGAGAUCAUGAGGAGCUUGCGCGUGGCUUCUGUUCCCACUGUUGGGAAGCCGUUUGAUCCCUCAAUGCAUGAGGCUAUUGCUCGUGAGGAGUCACAAGUGUUUAAGGAGGGAAUUGUAACGCAAGAACUUCGCAGAGGUUUCUUCCUCGGAGACCGCCUAUUAAGACCUGCAAUGGUCAAGGUUUCAUUGGGACCUGGUAAAAAGAAGCCAUCUCCAGUGGUAAAAAUAUCCACCGAUCAUCCCGCUUCAGUUGCAGGAGCUGAGGAAAGAUAGUCCAGUUACUAGUAUUGUUCCUCUGAAAUUUUUUGUUGUGCUAGAUUUCUUACUAUUUGUAUGGCAAAUGUUUUGGGUUUAAGAAUUGACAACCACUUAUUUUUUUUAAGAGGAUGAGAGAAAUAUGCAGAA
Molecule: messenger RNA, 1244 nt
Organism: Olea europaea var. sylvestris
Lineage: Eukaryota; Viridiplantae; Streptophyta; Magnoliopsida; Lamiales; Oleaceae
Product: protein GrpE
Exons: 3
Coding region: 120-1112 (330 amino acids)
Biological process (GO): protein folding
Cellular component (GO): chloroplast
Molecular function (GO): protein homodimerization activity; protein-folding chaperone binding; adenyl-nucleotide exchange factor activity
Source: RefSeq, a predicted model, not a curated record